GCAGUACAUUCCUGGCUGUCAUAUUUAGCAGUCUGUCCAAGUAGUAGUAAAGACUGACUACAUCCUGAAAGUUCUUGAGGAUAGGAGGCAGACUAUUCAACACUGAUCUUUGGAGUACAACACAGAGAAAGAUGCCAGGUGAGAGGCUAACAUUUCGCACAUCAGAUGUGGGGCGCUUUCCUGGUGCAUCCCCACCCACUCGGGUGGAGUUGUCCAUUCAGAAGGAAGGGGAAGAAAAAACAGAGAGUGCCUGCCACCGCUGGUUUCGGAAAAUGUGCCCAUGCUGCUGCAAAUGCCAGAACAACAAGACCUAUGAUAUCACAGAUAAGGUGGAACUGGUCAACGCUCCCACCCCGAUUCCAGAACUUGAUGGAUUAAAACCAGAAAAUGGAGACUCAAAGGAAAUGCAAGUUAUGAAGUUGUCUGUGUGCUCUGUGGAUCUGCUGAGCUCCAAAACAGGCACAAACAGGCAGUCGCAUCACACUGACCUGUACCAUUCAGAAGAGCUGAUCAUACGCAGGGGACAGAUAUUCCAAAUAGCGCUAGAGCUCAACAGGCCCUUCAGCGCAGAGACUGACAAGCUGCAUCUGGAUCUGAGAACAGGUCCACUACCACUGGUUUCCAAAGCCACACACGUCAUCAUCCCAUUGGUUGAUACGUUGGACAAUAAACGAUGGGGGGCUAAGAUUGAAGAGCAGAAUGACAACAAGGUUAAACUGUCGAUCCAUUCUGCAGCCAAUGCAGUGAUUGGGCUUUAUGGUCUGAUAGUCACAACUAGCUCCCUGAAAAAUGAAACUCCAAAUAGUUACAGCUCCAGCAAGAACAUCAUCAUGCUCUUCAACCCCUGGUGUCCAGAGGACAUAGUCUUCCUGGAUGAUGAAGAGGAGAGGAAGGAAUACGUGUUGAAUGACACUGGAAGAAUUUACUAUGGAACUGAGAAGCAAAUUGGUGUUCGGACUUGGAACUUUGGUCAGUUUCAAGAAGGAAUCUUGGAAGCAUGUCUAUUCAUUCUGGAAAAGAGUGAUAUGCCACCAUCUGGUCGAGGGGAUCCCGUUAAUGUUGUCAGGGUCAUAUCGGCCAUGAUAAAUGCCCAAGAUGAUUAUGGAGUUCUGAUUGGAAAUUGGUCAGGGAAUUAUUCUGAUGGAGUGUCUCCUGCUGCGUGGAGCAGCAGUGUGGAGAUUCUGAGGAAAUACCACUCGUCCAAUGGAACACCUGUGUCAUAUGGGCAAUGUUGGGUCUUCUCCGGAGUCACAACAUCAGUACUCCGUUGUCUUGGCAUACCUGCUCGGAGUGUGACCAACUUCCAGUCUGCUCACGACACUGAUGUGUCCCUCACAACAGAUGUAUAUUUUGAUGAGAAUAUGGACCCAAUUGACUACCUCAAUAGUGAUUCUGUCUGGAAUUUCCAUGUAUGGAAUGAUUGCUGGAUGGCCAGGCCUGACUUGCCCCAUGGUCAUGGGGGCUGGCAAGCUGUUGACUCCACUCCUCAGGAAACAAGCCAGGGUACCUUCCGCUGUGGCCCCGCCUCUGUGACAGCCAUCCGCUCUGGCCAGGUCUACCUCAAACACGACACACCUUUUGUCUUUGCAGAGGUCAACAGUGACAAGAUCUACUGGCAAAGGAAUCUAGAUGGUACGUUCAGCCAGAUCCACAGUGAGAAGAAGGCUGUUGGCCAUUUUAUCAGCACAAAGGCAGUUGGAUCUGAUGAACGAGCUGACAUCACUCAUCUUUACAAACAUCAGGAAGGAUCGGAGGAAGAACGUAUCGCCGUAGAGACUGCCAGUCGUUUUGGCAGCAAGCCAGAUGUCUACUCCACGGCUAUAGCAGAGGAUGUCAAUGUGGAAGUGAUGAUGGUGGGAGAGGGGCCCAGGAUGGGGGCCGAUGCCCACCUGAACAUCGUGGUUAAGAACUUGAGCUCUCAGCCACGUAGAACUACACUACACAGUCAGGUGGCUGUCAUGUACUACACAGGUGUUGUAAAGGACACUAUCAAAAAGGAGCAGUUGCCAGUGGAGCUCUUGCCCAAUGAAGAAAAGAUCAUCGAGUGGGUUUUGCCUUAUCAACAAUACCAGAACCAGCUGGUGGACCAGGCAGCACUGAUGCUGACAUUGUCCGGAAGAGUCAAUGAAACCAAGCAAGUGUUGGCCAACCAAACUUGCUUCAGGCUUCUUACACCUGAUCUCAACAUCAUGCCUUUGGGGAAAGCUGUGGUUGGUAAGGAAAUGGCAGCCAAGAUCACAUUCACCAACCCGCUGCCAAGAAUGCUGAAGAGUGUUGUCUUCAGAGUGGAAGGACUGGGUCUCCAGAAAGGCCAUGAAGUGUUUGUGGGUGAUGUCAGUGGUCACUCGACCGUGACACUGACAGAACACUUCAUCCCGACCCAACCUGGGACCAGGAAACUGGUGGCAUCUCUUGACUGCAAACAGCUAACACAAGUCCACGGAGUGGCUGAUAUCAUUGUUCUUGAACAGUGAGAGGCAAAUGGCUGCAUCACCUUGUCAUAUUCUUUACUGACAACUAUAAAAAAUGAACUCAAAUAUGAGUAUUUUGUUUAAAUACAGCAAAAUGUUAGAAAACAUGAGUGCAAGAUGGCAUUAUCAGUAUUUUUUUUUUGUUUAAAAAACCUCACAGCAUUAUUGAAAGCUUAUAGCACACAUUUUUUAUUCAGUGUAUUUUUAUUAUGAAGUUCAAAAACCGUUCUAGUACUGAAAAAAAAUCACUGAACCAAACAUGUUCAUUUCAUUUCACAAUUAUUGUAUACUGUAAGUGUGUGUAGCUUAGAGAGUAUGUGAAAAAUGUUAUCAGUCAAAGUGAACUUCACAUUGGCUUACAUGAAAGUAGAGUGGAAGGUUUGGACACAUUGUAAUUUCAUAUAGUUUACAUUCUUUACCUAACUUUGAGAUAACUUCAGGAAAAAGCCUCACUUGAUAUUUACUCUUGUGAUUUAUUUAAAAAAAGACAAUUCUCUUGUAAUUGUCAGAAAUUAUGUACAAGAGGGAAAAAAGUCAAACGUCUCGUUAUUGUGUUGUCGACUUCAGUGUAAUAUAGGACUACACUGUGUUCUUGAAGAGCAAUUAUAUCAGAUGUUCCCCUUGGUUUUGCUGCUUUCACUAUUGAAUGUAUGUUUAUGUCUACACUAACACUAACAUUUCUGACUGUAUCACACUGUAUCAUGUGGACUUAUGAGGUAGCCUUAUAUCAUUGUGAAACACUGACCUUUGUUUAGCUCACCUGAUUCGUUACUUUGGUUAACUUCAGACGUCACUUUGAAAUGUGAAGGAAACUUGUAGGAUCAUUUUAUUAUUAUUAUUUUGUAUUGAGUAUGAUGCUGAUUAAAACUUAACUGACCACCAAAAUGAACUGAGUUCUUCUUUCACUCAUCAUC
Molecule: messenger RNA, 3385 nt
Organism: Syngnathoides biaculeatus (alligator pipefish)
Lineage: Eukaryota; Metazoa; Chordata; Actinopteri; Syngnathiformes; Syngnathidae
Gene: tgm1l1
Product: transglutaminase 1 like 1
Exons: 14
Coding region: 132-2474 (780 amino acids)
Biological process (GO): peptide cross-linking
Molecular function (GO): protein-glutamine gamma-glutamyltransferase activity
Source: RefSeq, a predicted model, not a curated record